AUGACUCAAACUCCUGUCCACCGCCGUUCUCCUUCUUCUCCUCAUGCCUCAAAACCCAGACGUCCAGUCUUACAUCGACGGGGAACAUCAGGUGCCACCGUCUCCAUUGCCAAAUUGGGCGCCGGAAGGGGAACUAAGCCUGCCGACGACGAAGACAUGGCCAGCUUCUUGAACUUCUGCGCCAUGUGCGAAAGACAAAUUACCGUACCAAACAACACCCUAUUAUAUUGCAGCGAAAGCUGCCGCCGCAAAGACUCCUGCAAACCACUCUCAGCAUCCCUCCCCUCAAUGCCACACUCCUCAAAAAUGACCACCACACCACCCACCUCCCCGCCUCUCUCCCCACGCACCAUCGUGGCCCCAAUGACACCCACCCGCAUCCCCUCCAUCAGGAUACCAAGCACAUCCCACACCGCCAAAUCAGAUCUCGACCCAACCGAGUGGAAGCCCCUAUUACACCGCUCCAGCUCAGCCCUCGCUUCCUCCGAAGCCUGGUCGUACCUCUCCCAAUUCCACGGCGAGUCUGGUCCUAGAGCUACUGGCACUUCUACUCCAACCCGCCCAGUCAACAACCGCAGCGCGGCAAGCCUCCCCGCCCUGGUCGGCGGCGUGCCCCCCGCCAUCGGCACUGGUGUCGACGGCAGCCAUGUCCCCUCCUUGACAAACACCCCCUCCACCGUCUCCUCCUCCUACAGCAGCGCCGCCUCCGACUCCCUCGGCAGCAUGUACAUGCACCUGUACGAGUCGCGCCCCCUGCCACCGCGCCAUAACCCGUAUUUCGCGGGUACGAGCGUGGCCAAGGGCGUCGAGCUGGUCGUGCCGCGUAUCGCGUCGGAUUUCGAUGCCGAUGUCGAUGCUGAUGCCGUCCAUGCGGAUUCGGGGUCCAUCUUUCCGGCUAGUUCUGCUGUCUGGGGCGAGGGACAGCGGUCUGCGCCUAUCUCUAUGAAGAGGGGUGUUGUCUGA
Molecule: messenger RNA, 963 nt
Organism: Penicillium nucicola
Lineage: Eukaryota; Fungi; Ascomycota; Eurotiomycetes; Eurotiales; Aspergillaceae
Exons: 3
Coding region: 1-963 (320 amino acids)
Source: RefSeq, a predicted model, not a curated record